UUGACACCGGAGAAGAAAAACAGAAGAGAAACAAAGGAGUAAAACACAGAUAAAACCGUCUUUUAAUGGUCGGACUGUAGCACACCAGGAGCUGCAGCAGCAGGGAUGAGGAUCCGGCUGCAGGGUCCUGGCCACGCUGCCAGCCUUCUCACUGAGCUCAACCGCUGCCGCCAAUCCCGCCAGUACUGUGAUGUGUUCCUCCAGGUCGGCAACCGCACAUUUGCAGCUCACCGUGCCGUGCUGGCCUGCGCCGGGACGUACUUCCGCAACCUGUUUGCCCGGGCGCCGACCGCGUCCACCACAGCCUUCUCUUUGGAGUUUAUAUCCCCGGCUAACUUUGAGAAGGUGCUGACGUUCGUCUACACGGGGGAAAUCCUGACCGAUCUCAUAGAUGUCGGGGUUCUGUACGAGCUGGCUGAGAGGUUGGGGGUUAGUGAACUGGUGAAGGCCUGUCAUGCCACCUUCCCUGAUCUGCAGGCGUCUGUGUCGGCGAGCAGUAAAGCCAGCAGUCCCAGAGACCUCCUGGACUCGAGCAUGGUUGCCGCCGCCGCUGCUGCUGCUGCUUCCACGGUGGCUGCUGUCAGUGCUGCUUCAGUAUCGGCGCCGUCUGUGUGUUCCUCUGCCGCCUCCUGCUCCUCUCUGUCAUCGUCAGCUGGUCCGUCUGCCGCCCCGACCCCUGCUGCCGCUCCCUCGCCUCUUUUCCAAGCCAGGGCAGCCAGGACGGGCCGUGAAGCUCACAGCGGGGCUCUGUCUCUUGAUCUGAAGGCAGAAGACCUCCAGUCUCAUAUAGGCUAUGGGCAUAUGGCAGCAGAUCAUAUUUUAACCAGCAGCCACUCCACUCAGAGUGACGGCGUGCUGCCUCCGGGGCCAGUGCUGCAGCUGAAGACUGAGCAGGGGCUGGAAGAGGAGGAGGAGGAGGAGGUUGCAGGAGGCAGCUGUGAGGAAGGUGGCAGAGAUGGACGGAUGAUGGUUUCAGAGAGCGUAGGCAGCUCUUUGCCCCGGAGCAGCGACCCUGCGCCGUCUGACUCCUGCUCCUUCCCCGACUCUUCGGCUCAGCUCGGAGCGGAGGCCUGCGCCCCAACGUCAUCCUCAGGAGAGCCGGUCGGCAGCCUGCAGGUUGGGUCGGUGGAGGGCGGCGUGGUGGACGUGCACAGAGACGGCAGGCUGAUGUUCGGAGAGGUGGAGGAAGGAGAGAAUGAGGAGGAGAGGGAGGUGCUGCAAGGAAACGGUACGAUGGAGGGCACAGAGGAGGAGCAGUGGAGGCAGCUGGCGGGUGAGAUCAUCGAGCUGAGCGACGAUGAGAACUUCAUGGAGGAGGCAGACGAAGAGGAUGAUGAAGAUGACCUUGUGUAUGUGGAGAACGGAGAGGGAGGGAACUCAAGCAACCAGAUGGCGUGCAACAUGCUGUCCUGUAAAGCCUGCGCGGCGCCUCUUCCUGCGGACCCGGCAGCCAUCAGACGACACGGCGAGAGCCACCUAACGGAGCUGGGGCUGUGCAGAGUGUGCGGGGCCUCGUUCCCGGACCGAGCCGCCGGGGUCACCCACUCCCUCACCCACGUGGGCGUGCAGCUCUUCACCUGUGAGAUGUGCCACCUGCAGUUCUGCAGCCAAAACAAACUGCUGCGUCACCACCGUCAGACAGCUUCUAGCUACACGCUGCCGCAGGGGGCGCUGACCAACAGCGGCCAGGGUCAGAGCGCCGAGCUGCAGUGUGCCGUGUGCACCAAAACCCUCAGCAAGGACUUCCAGACCGUUAGAGACCACCUGUUGAGCCACGUGUGUCCUCAGAGCCUGUGCUGCGGCGUGUGUCACCUCCCCCAGCUCUCCCUGUGCUCUCUGCUGUGGCACGCCCUCGCCCACCUCUCCUUGCCCGUCUUCACCUGCCCGCACUGCGCCCGCUGCUUCGUAGAGCGCCACAUGCUGGACAGACACAUGACCGCACACGCUGAGGAGGCGGCGGCGAAGGAGAGGGAGCGCUCGGUGCUCAGGGCUUACAGAGUCGGGGCAGAUGGAGUCAUGGGAGGAGGAGGAGGAUUGGCGGGAAUGGAGGAGCUGCAUUGCUUUCUUUGCCCACAGACUUUCCGCUCCUCCUCUGCCUUUCAGUAUCACCUCAACCUGCACACCACCGAGUCCCUGGGGGGUGGAGGAGGAGGCCCGGGUCAGAGCUGGUUGGGUAAACGUAAAGCCGAUCAGUCUCUGGAUUGCCCUCCGUCUUCCUGCUCCUCCUCCUCUCCUCGGGACGUUGGCGGCCUUGCGAAAAUGAGCAACCUGGGUUUGGGUAUGGGAAUGGGCUUCGGCUUAACAGAUAAGUUUUUUCAUGGGCCGACACACAGCUUGACCUCCGGGGUCCUGACCAACGGGAGCUCUGGGCAGGACGGGGGAGUCGGAGCUGCGGGCGUUCGUGGGAAAUGGUACAGAUGUCGCUAUUGCGGGAAGCGUUUCGCCCACUCGGGGGAGUUCACCUAUCACCUCCGCAUCCACACCGGGGAGAAACCCUACCAAUGCAAAGUCUGCCUGCGCUUCUUCAGAGGCCGCUCCACCAUGAUCUGCCACCUGAAGACGCACGCCGGAGCUCUGAUGUACCGCUGCACCGUUUGCGGCCUUUACUUCUCCACGCUGAAGCUGGUGUCGUCACAUAUGGAGCUCCACAAGGACCACCUGCCUCCGGACUUCAACAUCGAGCAGACCUUCAUGUACAAUGAUCACUCUAAAGAACCGCUGCCCACUGUGGACACCUGA
This is a messenger RNA of Scomber japonicus (chub mackerel), 2739 nucleotides long. Its product is annotated as zinc finger and BTB domain-containing protein 39. Bases 106 to 2739 code for a protein of 877 amino acids. Gene Ontology annotation, molecular function: DNA-binding transcription factor activity, RNA polymerase II-specific; protein binding; RNA polymerase II cis-regulatory region sequence-specific DNA binding. The transcript has 4 exons. Lineage: Eukaryota; Metazoa; Chordata; Actinopteri; Scombriformes; Scombridae. The record is from RefSeq and is a predicted model, not a curated record. Gene Ontology annotation, biological process: regulation of transcription by RNA polymerase II. Gene Ontology annotation, cellular component: nucleus.